GAAAUAUAACAGUUUAACAGGUCCUAAAGAAGAGAUGAAAAAGUCUUAAACAUACAUGUAAGAAAGAGUGCCCCAAUAAAUCCAGAUUUUAGAAAAAUUGUCUGACAAAGAUAAUUGAUAUAUAAUUAUCACCCAUGGAGAAGUAAUUACAGUCAGACUGCCAUGCUGUAAUGUCAACAUAUGAUCAUCUGUAAACAAUGGUCAUUCCUGGUGAAGUACUGACCAGUGUACAUGCAUUAGAGAUAUAAAUACUAUAGGAAAAAGACCAGUUAAAGAUUGAUUAGUACUGAAAGGGAUGAAGAAUUGAUAUUGGAUGGUUUAGUUCAGGAUAUUUUUUUUACCAUACAGUCGAAUAGCGAUGUAGACACGAUUUUGCACAUUUCUUUUGCAUGCAAUGAUAGAAGAUUGAACACAGAACAAUCAAGAAUUUGAUUUGCCAGAAGUCAAAGAAACAGCAGACACAAGCUGGUUAUAGCUGUGUACAAAAGGAACUGUAUUUUAUACCAAUGUUUUCACAACAAUAAAUCAGGUGUAAAUAAUUCACAGAUUAACAAUGCUUCAACCUAUAAUUAUCAGCUGAUAAACAAGAAAUCAUUGCCAUAGCACUGGAUAUUUUUCAUGGAUAAUAUUACUGGAAUUUAUUCAAUGGAAGUAAUAACAUAUUCAUAACAGAUUUUUGAGUGUGGAGUUUAUAAAAGUUUUAACAAGGAGUAUUGUAUUCAAAAGUGACAACCAAAGUUUGAAAACAAAGGAAAGGCUGAAACCCAAACUAGACACAUGAGUUGAAGAAUGAUUAAGAAUUUACCUUUGGUUAUAAUACUGGGAUUCUAUGUUUUAAUAUUCACAGAGGGCUGUGGUAGAACUCCUUCUCAACCAUCACCACCAGUAACUACUCCUGGACCAAGUGAAAAUUCUACAAUACCAGAGAAUCACAGAUUAUCAUGUACAGAGAAUGAAACUUAUCAGACAGCCUGUCUAAACGGUGGAUCAUGCUUUGCCACAUAUGUAGAGUAUAGGACAAUACAGUGUGCGUGUCCAAAGAAAUAUGUGGGUGACCGUUGUCAGAUGAUAGACCCUACCAUUAUAUUUGGUAGAGAAAAUGAAGAGAAGGUGACAAAAGCAGGCUUAGCUGCAGGAUUAACUGCUCUCAUCUUAUUUUUAACAGUAUUAAUAUUUAUACUCAUCUGGCACAGAAGAUACAAAAGAAGAAAAGAUAGAGAAAAACAAAACAAAGAAGAACAAAGGAUACAAUAUAAUAAUGGUGAUCUCAAUAAUGGCAAUUACAAGCCUGCCUUAACUAGCAGAAACAGGGAUAGUUAUGUUGAAUCAAUACCAUUAACGUCCUUACCUUAUAAUCAAACAGAAGUAACAGAAGAAAUCCAUAAAGAAGAAGAAAAACCUUUACAAUUAAGUCAAAACUCUAGUUUUUCAGACAGUGAUAGUAGAAAAUUAUUAGCAUCUAUUAAAUUCAUGGAUGAUGAUGACAGUGGUGCUUCCCCAGAAUUUGUAUAGCAUAACAACACAUAUAACAUUUCAUUGGAUCUGAAGCGUGUCAUGUGAUAUCUGCAUUUAAUUCAUUCUCCGUUUAAUAUCUACAAGUAGGUUUCAUGUGUCAAAAGCAAUAGUAAUGUAUGCAACUUUAUGAUUUCAUAUCAAAGUUAUUUAUCCUUUAUGAGAGGCAAUAUUAACAUCUUAACUAAGCAACAGUAUCAAGGGAGAUAAUUCAUAGAUGUUCAUGCAGGGAGAUAACUGGAUAUUUUACUAACUUAUUAGUAUGGAUUACAGAUAUUCAUUUGGCAGUGAAAGUGAUAUACAGAAAGAAAUUUCAACAGUGAUAGAAUUGUUCCUAUGGUUGAAUUACGUUUUAAUAUUGCACUAGAAAAUGUUAUGUUUCUGAUUUAAAAGUGAACGAAAUCAUAUUUAGAUAUAUUUUUUAUUUGGUGGUUAUCUGUAUUGGCACAUUGUAAACAUUAAUAUUCUGAUGAAUUUCUGAAAUAAUAGAUAAAUAAUGUGAUCUGUGAAUUUUUGAAUGUCUACACUUGUUUAUUUUACUGUGAGUUAUGAAAAAAACACUUAAUAUAGCAGUCAUUUCAUUUUAAUUCAAUUCAUUAUAAUUUAUUUUCAUUAUAUAUUAUCAUUUCAUUUCAUUGUAAAAUAGUCAUGGUUUAUAUUUAACAAAACAUUGUACAAUGAGCAAUUUUAUCAAUAGCAUUUUAAUACAAAGUCACUGCCAUAGAUUCUGAUUAAUAUGUUAAUAUGCAUUUAUUUAUAUCCAUUGUUUUUUUGUACAAUCUAUGUUUGUUUUUAAUAAAAUGUCUUUGUAAAAAUUAUUAUUAAAAUCAUUAGCUCAUCUGUCCUGAAGGACUGUGUGGGAAAUUUCAUCUUCUUCUAAAUUUUAUAUUAAAAUUCACUCAAGACUCUCACGAUCUCACACAACUUGUUUUGGAGGAAGUAUUUUGCAAGGGAUGUAUUUUUGUGUAUUUCCAGAGUAAGCUAAACUCACUUGUUUAGAUCUGAUCUCAAAUGAAUAUUAGUAUCAGGGAUAAGAAGAAAAAAAAUAAGAACCUCUAAACCCAGUGUUUAGCCCAGAAAUCUUGCCUUUCUUGAAUACUUUAAUAAAUAGGGAUAAUCUGAAUUUAACAAACAUCAGUAAGAUUUACAAUCAAGGGGACAUUGGCUGAAAUUAUCAUUUAAAUUAUUUCCUUUAUUGACGAAUUUUUCCAAUUUUGCAUUUUUUCUUACAAUCGUCACAUUUAUAAUAGAUAGUCUGGAAAUUUAAAAAGCAAAAAUAAUCAACAGGAAAAUACUUUUAAUAGGCUUUCAUGGCUGAAAUCUUCAGUUGACUCAGUAUAGGAGAUAUUGCCCUUUAAUGCAGAUUUAUUUUUUGGCAUGUUUUUGUCUAUAUCUUUACAACUAUAGAAGAUACAAAUGUAAAUCAAAACUUAAUAAAACAAAAGUGAUUAGCAUAACAAGAUCUACAAAUAUAUCUACAUGACUGAAAUGGUCAGAGUUACUAGUAAUGGCCUUUCAUGAUGGUUUUUACAAAAACAUGGUUGUUUUGGAAGAUGCAUGUAAGCGACACAGGCUUAUUAGAGCCUCUAGUGUUUUUUUUUUUAUGUCAAUGGACCUAGGACAAAGAAAUUUAUAAAAUAUCAAUGUAUUGUG
Messenger RNA from Mytilus trossulus (common blue mussel), 3165 nucleotides. Its product is annotated as pro-neuregulin-2, membrane-bound isoform-like. The coding region runs from base 790 to 1512 and encodes 240 amino acids. The record is from RefSeq and is a predicted model, not a curated record. Gene Ontology annotation, molecular function: epidermal growth factor receptor binding; receptor ligand activity. Gene Ontology annotation, biological process: epidermal growth factor receptor signaling pathway. The transcript has 13 exons. Lineage: Eukaryota; Metazoa; Mollusca; Bivalvia; Mytilida; Mytilidae.